This is a messenger RNA of Andrographis paniculata, 2501 nucleotides long. RefSeq lists its product as uncharacterized. The transcript has 2 exons. NCBI's taxonomy places the organism in Eukaryota, Viridiplantae, Streptophyta, Magnoliopsida, Lamiales, Acanthaceae. The record is from RefSeq and is a predicted model, not a curated record. The coding region runs from base 1 to 2100 and encodes 699 amino acids.
AUGAAUGCAUGCAAGUCCCGGGAUAUGCAAGAAAAUAAAAUAAAUUUAAAGCGUAAAUUAAAAGAAAAAGUAGGAGAUACUCCCUAUUAUGGGAUAUCCUUCGAGUUCGAAGGAUAUUCGCGGAUCCUCUCGUCUCCCAUAAGCUUUACCUACAAAAUAAAAACACUUAAAAAACAAGUUAGUAUAAAAUUUAGGAACAAAAUGAAUGCAUGCAAGUCCCGGGAUAUGCAAGAAAAUAAAAUAAAUUUAAAGCGUAAAUUAAAAGAAAAAGUAGGAGAUACUCCCUAUUAUGGGAUAUCCUUCGAGUUCGAAGGAUAUUCGCGGAUCCUCUCGUCUCCCAUAAGCUUUACCUACAAAAUAAAAACACUUAAAAAACAAGUUAGUAUAAAAUUUAGGAACAAAAUUAAUGCAUGCAAGUCCCGGGAUAUGCAAGAAAAUGAAAUAAAUUUAAAGCGUAAAUUAAAAGAAAAAGUAGGAAAUACUCCCUAUUAUGGGAUAUCCUUCGAGUUCGAAGGAUAUUCGCGGAUCCUCUCGUCUCCCAUAAGCUUUACCUACAAAAUAAAAACACUUAAAAAACAAGUUAGUAUAAAAUUUAGGAACAAAAUUAAUGCAUGCAAGUCCCGGGAUAUGCAAGAAAAUAAAAUAAAUUUAAAGCGUAAAUUAAAAGAAAAAGUAGGAGAUACUCCCUAUUAUGGGAUAUCCUUCGAGUUCGAAGGAUAUUCGCGGAUCCUCUCGUCUCCCAUAAGCUUUACCUACAAAAUAAAAACACUUAAAAAACAAGUUAGUAUAAAAUUUAGGAACAAAAUUAAUGCAUGCAAUUCCCGGGAUAUGCAAGAAAAUAAAAUAAAUUUAAAGCGUAAAUUAAAAGAAAAAGUAGGAGAUACUCCCUAUUAUGGGAUAUCCUUCGAGUUCGAAGGAUAUUCGCCGAUCCUCUCGUCUCCCAUAAGCUUUACCUACAAAAUAAAAACACUUAAAAAACAAGUUAGUAUAAAAUUUAGGAACAAAAUGAAUGCAUGCAAGUCCCGGGAUAUGCAAGAAAAUAAAAUAAAUUUAAAGCGUAAAUUAAAAGAAAAAGUAGGAGAUACUCCCUAUUAUGGGAUAUCCUUCGAGUUCGAAGGAUAUUCGCCGAUCCUCUCGUCUCCCAUAAGCUUUACCUACAAAAUAAAAACACUUAAAAAACAAGUUAGUAUAAAAUUUAGGAACAAAAUGAAUGCAUGCAAGUCCCGGGAUAUGCAAGAAAAUAAAAUAAAUUUAAAGCGUAAAUUAAAAGAAAAAGUAGGAGACACUCCCUAUUAUGGGAUAUCCUUCGAGUUCGAAGGAUAUUCGCCGAUCCUCUCGUCUCCCAUAAGCUUUACCUACAUAAUAAAAACACUUAAAAAACAAGUUAGUAUAAAAUUUAGGAACAAAAUGAAUGCAUGCAAGUCCCGGGAUAUGCAAGAAAAUAAAAUAAAUUUAAAGCGUAAAUUAAAAGAAAAAGUAGGAGAUACUCCCUAUUAUGGGAUAUCCUUCGAGUUCGAAGGAUAUUCGCCGAUCCUCUCGUCUCCCAUAAGCUUUACCUACAAAAUAAAAACACUUAAAAAACAAGUUAGUAUAAAAUUUAGGAACAAAAUGAAUGCAUGCAAGUCCCGGGAUAUGCAAGAAAAUAAAAUAAAUUUAAAGCGUAAAUUAAAAGAAAAAGUAGGAGAUACUCCCUAUUAUGGGAUAUCCUUCGAGUUCGAAAGAUAUUCGCGGAUCCUCUCGUCUCCCAUAAGCUUUACCUACAAAAUAAAAACACUUAAAAAACAAGUUAGUAUGAAAUUUAGGAACAAAAUUAAUGCAUGCAAGUCCCGGGAUAUGCAAGAAAAUAAAAUAAAUAGAAAGCGUAAAUUAAAAGAAAAAGUAGGAGAUACUCCCUGUUAUGGGAUAUCCUUCGAGUUCGAAGGAUAUUCGCCGAUCCUCUCGUCUCCCAUCCUCUCGUCUCCCAUAAGCUUUACCUACAAAAUAAAAACACUUAAAAAACAAGUUAGUAUAAAAUUUAGGAACAAAAUGAAUGCAUGCAAGUCCCGGGAUAUGCAAGAAAAUAAAAUAAAUGGAAAGCGUAAAUUAAAAGAAAAAGUAUGAGAUACUCCCUGUUAUGGGAUAUCCUUCGAGUUCGAAGGAUAUUCGCCGAUCCUCUCGUCUCCCAUCCUCUCGUCUCCCAUAAGCUUUACCUACAAAAUAAAAACACUUAAAAAACAAGUUAGUAUAAAAUUUAGGAACAAAAUGAAUGCAUGCAAGUCCCGGGAUAUGCAAGAAAAUAAAAUAAAUGGAAAGCGUAAAUUAAAAGAAAAAGUAGGAGAUACUCCCUAUUAUGGGAUAUCCUUCGAGUUCGAAGGAUAUUCGCCGAUCCUCUCGUCUUCCAUCCUCUCGUCUCCCAUAAGCUUUUCCUACAAAAUAAAAACACUUAAAAAACAAGUUAGUAUAAAAUUUAGGAACAAAAUUAAUGCAUGCAAGUCCCGGGAUAUGCAAGAAAAUAAAAUAAA